AUGAAUCCUGAUCAGCAACAAAAGAUUUUAAAGAUUGAAACGUUUAUCAAUGAUGUAUUGAAAGAAGACCUUGCUAAAUUAGAGAAGAAGCUUGACGAUAAGAAUGCAGACAUUGCUGAAUUUAUUCAAUUAAAAUCCAUAAUUGAGACUCUUCAGAGCAAUGAAUUCGAUAAAAAUGGCUUUAAAACGCAAGUAGACAUUGGGCAGAACUUCUUCAUCGAAGCCCAGGUUCCCGAUGCAUCCACUAUUCUUUUAGAUGUUGGUUUAGGCCAUUACGUGGAAUUUUUGCUCAAUGAUGCUAUAACUAUCAUUAAUGUGAGAAUUAAACUGUUGGAACAGCAAAUUGUACACUUUCGCAAACAAAUAGCAAUGACAAAUUCUCACAUUAAACUACUUCUCCUCACUAUACAAUGCUUGUAG
Molecule: messenger RNA, 420 nt
Organism: Hylaeus volcanicus
Lineage: Eukaryota; Metazoa; Arthropoda; Insecta; Hymenoptera; Colletidae
Gene: Uxt
Product: protein UXT homolog
Exons: 1
Coding region: 1-420 (139 amino acids)
Biological process (GO): regulation of transcription by RNA polymerase II
Molecular function (GO): transcription corepressor activity
Source: RefSeq, a predicted model, not a curated record